AUGCCCAUUGCCAUCAUCUGGGGCUGCGUCGCUCUGGCGUUCGGCCUCACAGCGCUGAUGAUGUUCAUCAUGACGAUCAUCUCCGUCGUCCGAGACUCCAAACUCUUCGAGGACGUCAUACCCACCUCCACGAUACCCCGAGAGUCGGCCGUCUUCACUUCUUUCGCCAACGAAAAGAUCCGAGGAAAUCCAGACGAGGUCUUUGCGGCGGUGCUGGAUUUCGAUGCCUAUCCGACCUGGUCCCCGUACACCGACUACAAGUGGAGGGAGACCGAUGCCGAUGGCUUGCCUGUGCCUGGGUGUCCUGGUACUUUACGGUUGACAGUAGAUGACUCGGUAUCAAGGACGAUUCCCGUACGAUUGACCGCUCUGGAUCGCGAGCGGAGAAUCAUCUCGGAGAUCACAACCCUCUACCCAAAAUGGCUCUUGGUGUCUGAGCGCGUCCAGGAAGUGCUCCCCAUCCAAGGCGAAUCAGAAUUCUGCGAGUACAGAACGUACUUCACUUACCAAGGGUUCGCCGCGUACUAUCUUCUCCUGGCAACGCGAGAGGAGAUGUAUGAGAUUCAGAAACAGUGUGCUAGCGAUCUCAGGUACCUUUUUGAAGAGAAGAUCCGGGUGAAGGGCUUGAAACGGUUCAGGACUAUGUGA
Messenger RNA from Drepanopeziza brunnea f. sp. 'multigermtubi' MB_m1, 648 nucleotides. RefSeq lists its product as uncharacterized. NCBI's taxonomy places the organism in Eukaryota, Fungi, Ascomycota, Leotiomycetes, Helotiales, Drepanopezizaceae. The record is from RefSeq and is a predicted model, not a curated record.